AUGACAAACACCGCCGAGGAUGCGGCCAUGGCUUACGACAAGGCGGCUUUUAGGUUGAAAGGGAGUAAAGCUAAGCUUAAUUUCCCUGAACGAGUUCAUCAAUGGGGGACAGCUGAGUUGGGCAACUUCAUGGCUGCUGCUCGUCUUCAUGAUGAUCAUCAACGAGUUGAAGCUCCUGGGCCUGGGCCUGGGCCUGAUGAUCAUUUGAAAACGUAUCCAAAUCUCUUUGGAUAUGCCCAGCUACUACGCAGUAGGGAUGACCAGGAUCUGCAAUGCGUCGCAUCUGCUGAGUCUGUUUUGCACAGUCCAGGACCCUUUGGGUCCUACUCCUCAUCGACAACCUCAAUGCCACCUCAUCAUCAACAACAACAACAAGAGCUUCUGAGGUUUUCAUCGCAGUAUGGAGGCUUUUCUUCUCCCUCUGAAUUUGCUGAACAUGAAGAGGACACUGCAACCAGCCACUCAAAAGACUAG
Molecule: messenger RNA, 474 nt
Organism: Telopea speciosissima
Lineage: Eukaryota; Viridiplantae; Streptophyta; Magnoliopsida; Proteales; Proteaceae
Product: ethylene-responsive transcription factor ERF113-like
Exons: 1
Coding region: 1-474 (157 amino acids)
Biological process (GO): ethylene-activated signaling pathway; regulation of DNA-templated transcription
Molecular function (GO): DNA-binding transcription factor activity; DNA binding
Source: RefSeq, a predicted model, not a curated record